Messenger RNA from Sparassis crispa, 1359 nucleotides. Its product is annotated as Protein phosphatase 2C homolog 2. The coding region runs from base 1 to 1359 and encodes 452 amino acids. Gene Ontology annotation, molecular function: protein serine/threonine phosphatase activity; cation binding. The transcript has 9 exons. Gene Ontology annotation, biological process: protein dephosphorylation. The record is from RefSeq and is a predicted model, not a curated record. NCBI's taxonomy places the organism in Eukaryota, Fungi, Basidiomycota, Agaricomycetes, Polyporales, Sparassidaceae.
AUGUCGCGCAACGCCGUGACGGACUCGUGCUUUCCUGUGGCGGACUCAGGCAAGGCCACGGUCGACUCCGACGAGGACAUGGAGGACUUGAACGAGGACAUGGAAGACUCAGACGAGGACAUGAUGGACGUAGACGAGGUCUCUAGGGACCCGGAUGAGGAAACGAAGGACGACAAACAGCUAAAACGGUGGAGAUCGAUUUGGCUCAUGACACCUAAUUCUGAAAAGCUCACAAUUCAUGGCAAAAACAGCAGGUUCUGCUACGCUGUCACCUCCAUGCAGGGUUGGAGAAGAACAAUGGAGGAUAAACAUGCUGUUCAAUUGCAUUUGGGAAAUAACAGCAGGGGCAGCGCGUUCUUCGCAGUGUUCGAUGGACACGGUGGAAAUGCCGUUGCCGAGUUUGCGAGGGCAUUCUUGCAUCAGACACUAUGCGAAGACGAAGAGUACGCUCGAAGAGCAUAUCCGAAAGCACUAAGGAAUGCCUUUCUAAAGGUAGACGCGAAAUUGAGCGGGGUCUAUGGAGAUAUGGCUGUGGGUAGCACUGCUAACGUUGCUCUGGUCACAGGGAAAGGCAGGAUAUACUUGGCUAAUGCCGGCGACUCACGAGCUGUACUCAGUAAUAAGGGGAAGGCCAAAACUCUGUCAACUGAUCACAAAACUUCCAUUCCUGUGGAGAAAGCUCGUGUUGAGGCUGCCGAUGGGUAUGUAUGGCGUGGACGUGUCAACAAUGACCUAGCUAUGACGCGAGCACUGGGUGAUUUUCGGUACAAGCAGAACAUGAAUCUCCCACCUGAAAAGCAGAUAGUCACGGCCGACCCGGAAGUGAUGGAACACGAGAUCACCGAAGAGGAUGAGUUCCUUAUCCUCGCCUGUGAUGGCAUCUGGGAUUGCCUGGAGUCACAGCAAGUCGUCGAUCUGGUAAGGCUGUUCGUGUCACAGGGCAAAAUGCUGUCGAAGGUCUGCGAGGACAUCUGUCAAUACUGCCUUGCACCUCACCCCAUAAUGGGCCGAGGAAGUGACAACAUGACGCUCAUGGUUGUAGCCCUGUUGCACGGCCGGACUCCGCGGGAGUGGUCCGAGUGGGUUACUGAGCGCACCGUUAGCCGCUAUGGAUACGAUACCCCGGAAAUGCCACCAGAAAUCUAUUCCCCUGCUGAAGUGGAGAGAAUGAGGCCCAUAUUCGAGCGCGUGUGGCACGAAAUACCAGCGUACGAGGCGAAGGUGCGUGCUUCGCAAUCGCAAACAGAAGACGAUGCCGCAAGUGUCUUGAAGAUUAGGAUUAAGAUCCCUGGCGUGAAUACCCUGGAGCCCAAAUCGAACGAUUUCAAAACCCGUGUUCAAGUCCAUACAAUCCUCUAA